AUGAAGCUUAACGUCAAGACCCUCAAGGGCACCAACUUCGAGAUCGAGGCGAGCCCGGAUGCGUCGGUUGCUGAGGUGAAGAGGAUCAUUGAGACCACUCAGGGUCAGAGUACCUACCCGGCAGACCAGCAAAUGCUCAUAUACCAAGGGAAAAUUCUCAAGGAUGAGACCACUUUGGAAGGCAACGGAGUUGCUGAGAACAGCUUCCUUGUUAUAAUGUUGUCCAAGGCUAAGGCAUCAUCGAGUGGAGCUUCUACCGCUACUGCUGCAAAAGCUCCUGCAACUCCGGCCCAACCUGCUGCACCUGUAGCCCCUGUGGCCCCUGUGGCCCCUGUGGCCCCUGCUACAUCUGUUGCAAGAACACCUACACAAGCUCCUGUUGCCGCAGCUGAAACGGCACCUCCAAGUGCACAGCCUCAGGCUGCUCCUGCUACUACGGUUGCUGCAUCUGGUGAUGCUGAUGUGUACAGUCAGGCAGCUUCAAACCUUGUAUCUGGCAACAAUCUAGAACAGACUAUCCAACAAAUUCUUGACAUGGGUGGUGGUACUUGGGAACGUGAUACAGUUGUCCGUGCUCUACGUGCUGCAUAUAAUAACCCUGAGAGAGCUAUAGACUACCUGUAUUCUGGAAUUCCUGAGAAUGUGGAGGCUCCGCCUGUUGCCCGAGCACCUGCUACUGGCCAACAAACAAAUCAGCAGGCUCCAUCACCUGCUCAGCCAGCAGUUGCACCACGAUUGCAGCCAUCCGCUGCCUCUGCAGGGCCUAAUGCAAAUCCUCUGAACCUUUUUCCUCCAGGCGUUCCAAGUGGUGGGGCCAAUCCAGGUGUUGUUCCAGGUGCAGGAUCUGGUGCCCUUGAUGCCUUGCGACAGCUUCCACAGUUUCAAGCACUGCUUCAGUUGGUCCAGGCUAAUCCUCAGAUCUUACAGCCAAUGCUUCAAGAGCUAGGCAAACAAAACCCACAAAUCCUGCGAUUGAUUCAGGAAAAUCAAGCUGAGUUUCUCCGCUUGGUGAAUGAAACUCCUGAGGGUGGUCCUGGAGGAAACAUACUAGGUCAACUGGCAGCUGCUAUGCCGCAAACGCUGACAGUUACCCCAGAGGAACGGGAGGCUAUCCAGCGGCUUGAGGGGAUGGGGUUCAACCGUGAGCUUGUGCUAGAAGUUUUCUUUGCAUGCAACAAGGAUGAAGAGCUUGCAGCCAACUACCUCCUGGAUCAUGGCCAUGAGUUUGACGAGCAGCAGCAAUAG
Messenger RNA from Miscanthus lutarioriparius, 1245 nucleotides. Lineage: Eukaryota; Viridiplantae; Streptophyta; Magnoliopsida; Poales; Poaceae. The record is from the annotation of a GenBank genome assembly.